Molecule: messenger RNA, 3234 nt
Organism: Nerophis lumbriciformis (worm pipefish)
Lineage: Eukaryota; Metazoa; Chordata; Actinopteri; Syngnathiformes; Syngnathidae
Source: RefSeq, a predicted model, not a curated record
AUGACACUCACCGGACCACCUGACUUAUUGGUAUCAAGUGUGCGUCGAGACAUAAAAGUGAUUCCCAUAACUUCGCUCUCCAAAUCCUUGCAACUCUCCAAAGAAUGUGAUUCUUUAAAUUACAGCACACCGGAAGACAUUAAGAGCAAGAUCAAUAAGCAACACUGCCGUACCUUUGAAUAUAACUCCUUGGAGUACCCAGAACAUCAUAACUACUCAAUGCAUUCCCCGUACAAGAAGAGGCCUGACAGGCACGGAACCAGCCCAGAUAUUGUCUGGAAUGCUCUGGGCCACCAUCAGAGGUAUCGAUUUUCUGCUCCAGACAUUUUCAACCAUAGGUUAACAUCUCAACCAACGGAUGCAAAAAUGAACAGUGCUGUCCCUGAACAAAAACGAAGGGCUCGGUCAAAAAGUGCACCCCGGGUCCAAACUAGUCUCAACCCUAGAUCAUUCGAGUCCUCAUCCUCGGGGAGGAAGGGAAGGGAAUCCCGGUGGACUGUCGGAGAAUCCCAAUGGAGAUCUGAUAUCUCACCUCGUAAGGAGUCGUCCUAUGCAGCAAAUAGAGCUCAUUUCCAUGAAGUGCAUCCCGUUGGACUUGGACUAAGUGAUGACAAUAGAUAUUCACCCUAUUACGCAGCUAAUACUUUUGAAGAGGCAUUGCCAGAUAAACCGGCAACCAGCCCUCAUGUCAGAUGCAGGGUAGACAUUAAACCAAAUGAUUCAGCUUUACAUCACCCUGGACAGAAAAAGCCUACUCCUCCAAUGGACAUCCCCUGGCAGAGGCACCAAAACUGGGGGAGUAGGAGCCUGACUGUGCCCCGUCAUUUCUCUUAUUCGCGAGCACCGACACCCAAUGACUCACUAGGUACAGAGAGUCGACAAGCUUCUCAAAAUUCCUGCAGUUUACCAAAUAAGUACAAACACCAAAUGGAAGUACCUUUCGAAGGAAUGUCUUCUUCUGGGUACGAAAUAGAAAACAGAACUCAUUCCAGUCCUAACAUGCCAUUCCAAAUGUUUUUUGAAGACGAUCCUAGUAGAUAUGUUACCACUGCUCCUCCACGGCCAAGUUCCUAUUUUCACGAUCAAGUUAACGUAGGACAAAGUGCCAAAGUGCAAUAUGUACAUGAUCAAAGAGGUCGAAUAGUUCAGGCUACGGGUGCGAGGCCUUAUUACGGUGAAAUGGAGCACUACCCGUACAGUUUACAGGCUGGCUAUCCAAAAUCCUUUACUGCAAAUGAGCCGGGGCCAUAUAUCAUACAACCACAACCGACAAGAAUAUUUUACGGGGAUGAUCCUAGGUCUUAUCAAAUUCAGACUGCUCCUCCGAGGUUUUAUUAUUCACACGACAUGCAUGCAAUGCCGCCAUUACACCAUAUGCCAGCAAGGGCCCAUUAUACAGACAGCCCCAAAAAUGUGAGAAUCGUUCAGACACAACCAGAUGACUGGUACAGUUCAUAUCCUUCUGGAUAUCCUUCUAAUCCGGUAACCUAUGUGUCUCAAGUCACUCCGACCAGAGCCCAACAAGAAGCUGUAUUGACUCCUUGGUAUUCAAACCCUUCUGCAGAACGUCAAAGAAUAGGAACAGACUCUAAAUCCUACUCAAGAUCGUUGGAUGAUAUUCUCAACUCGCAUGCAGAGAGGGAACAUCCCCCUUCCGUUCAAAGGCAUCAGAGCUAUAACGAUCUAGAUCCAAGAAAACCUGUAGGAGCUUCGGAUGACAAACCACAGCCAGUGGUUGUCAAUCUCUCCACUUCACCAAGACGUUACGCAGCUUUAUCGUUGUCUGAUAACUCUUUAAUCGACCAAAGCCCGCCACCGCCAACGAAGAACACGACUAGCAAACAGUGGUUAGUAACUCCCGAGAUUACAAUCACUGAUAAUGACUUUCGGACUGGGAAUCAUAGGAAAACUGAAGGAAAGUCUGCCAGUUGGGAUAUUCUGGACUCUCGAGACACUGAAGAUCAGCAUGAAAUGAAAGCCUCGAACAAAGAAAAGCCUCAUGAAAACUCCCUUCAGCAAAGCCUUGAACAACUCGAUGAGCUUUUAGCUGAUCUCGUGACAGACUACAAACCUCCCAGUCGAAGGGCAAGCGAGGACAUCCUCGAUCAGCUUAAGAAGCUAAUUGACGAGGAAGAGGCUGUAUCUCUUUCGAGGAAGAGCUCAGAGGCUGUUACGGAGGAACCACUUCCUCUUGACAAGCAGCCAACCUCAGUCAGGUUAAAUCCUGACUCCUUUCAAGAUAUAGAUGGAGCAAGUGAUGCUAUGAAGGGUGCAGAUGAGUGCUCCCCAGAUCAGAGCCCAGAUGAGGACGAUACAAUGAUGUGUUCGAACAACAAAUGCCGCAGAACGGAAACUCUUUUCAACGCUUGCCUUUACUUUAAAUCCUGCCACAGCUGCUACACCUAUUACUGCUCCCGCAACUGCCGAAGAGAGGACUGGGACAUUCACAAAGAGAGUUGUGUUUAUGGUAGAAUUGGCAGCUCGUGUCGACAUAUCAUCAAACAUUGUCGUGAGACUAUUGAAGUCCACAAAGCCUUUUCGCGUCUGGCCAAAGUUGGUUACCUUUCUCGAGGUAGAGGUGUACUCUUCCUCGGUUUCCCAAACACUGUGUCUUCCAGUAACUUUUUGCAGGCAGGCCUGGAUAGUCUACCUAUGUCACCAACAUAUCUGUCCCUAAGAGAGCUUGAAAGUUUCAAGGACAACCUCGGCGAGUACUGCAAAGAGUUGCAAGAAGCUGGAAAAGAAUACGACCCAAAUGAAUGUUUUAUCUUGAAUGUAUCCAUUGCUGUCGGUGAGCAGAUGCCUGACGGACCCUCACCGAGGAACCAAGCUCCAGCAGUCAGAAAAUAUGCAAAGGUUGCUCUGGCUUCGUUUAGCCCCGACAGAAAGAGCCACAAGAAGCAGGGUGAUAUGGAAACCCUGAUCCUAACUCCACCGCCGGGAACAGCGGAUAUUGAUAAGGAGGGAGAAGAAGGCAGAAAGGCCCGAGAAAUCUGUUUCAUCAAUAUUCAACGAGAGUUAAGGAUCCGAGGCGUAUUCUUACGCCAUGAAUACCCGCACGUGUAUCAGCAACUCUGUGAGUUUGUGGAAAACAACCUGAGAUUCACCCCUACUACUAUUUAUCCGAUUGAUAAAAGGACAGGGAAACAGUUUAUGUGCAUGAUUAUGGCUGCGUCUGAGCCAAGGACUUUGGACUGGGUAGGAACUCCGCAUCUUCUUGAUGACAUCAUUUAA